This is a messenger RNA of Cylicocyclus nassatus, 240 nucleotides long. Lineage: Eukaryota; Metazoa; Nematoda; Chromadorea; Rhabditida; Strongylidae. The record is from the annotation of a GenBank genome assembly.
AUGAUUCGCUCUAUACUGGCGCUGCUUUUAUUGGAAUCGAAAAGUGCUCUGCGUAUGUGGGUGUCAGAGAUGUGGUUUUAUCAGACAGAACUCCUAGCUACCGCAGCUGUUUGGUUGCAGUUGAUAAUCAACAGGAGCAUGCAGCAGCAUAUGCUUGGAACGAGGCACAAAAGGCAUGAUGCGUCGACUAAAACAAUUCAUAUCUCUAUGAAAUCCCGUUCACAUAGUGGUAUACAGUAA